Molecule: messenger RNA, 246 nt
Organism: Funneliformis geosporum
Lineage: Eukaryota; Fungi; Glomeromycota; Glomeromycetes; Glomerales; Glomeraceae
Source: the annotation of a GenBank genome assembly
AUGCUUUAUGUUGCAGAUGCAGCUAAACUUGACUUAUAUUCAGACGAGCAGACAUCAGCGAAAAGAUUCUGUAAUGCAUUUGCUGAGGCCAUAUGGAAAAUUCUCAAGCAAAAAUAUCGCAAAACACUUGUAGCAAUUGAUAAACAUGGAGUAGUUAAAUUUGUUGGACCGUUAUCAGAAGAUAUUUUUGAUGAUCUGUUGAAACUUUACCCAUUUUGGGAAAUGAAAAAAUUGCACCAAAAGUGA